Molecule: messenger RNA, 1653 nt
Organism: Punctularia strigosozonata HHB-11173 SS5
Lineage: Eukaryota; Fungi; Basidiomycota; Agaricomycetes; Corticiales; Punctulariaceae
Product: cytochrome P450
Exons: 8
Coding region: 1-1653 (550 amino acids)
Molecular function (GO): monooxygenase activity; heme binding; iron ion binding
Source: RefSeq, a predicted model, not a curated record
AUGAUCCUCUAUAGUGUAGGCGCCACCAUCGCUGUAUAUGCGACAUGGCAAGCCCUUUCGAUCCUAUGGGAACGCGCACGCUCCCCUCUGCGGAAGCUGCAAGGUCCGGCGAGCCCGAGCUGGCUCCUCGGCAACUUAGCCCAGUUAUUCGCAGAUGAUCCAGGAUCUGUGCAAGCCAGCUGGCUACAGCAGUACGGAACGACCUUCAAGAUCAGCGGGUUCUUCAACGUAAGCGGACGGGACCGACUUUGUACAGCGGAUCCCCGCGCACUUAACCACGUCCUGACCCACUCCGCGGACUACCAGAAACCAGCAUUUGCGCGCUAUAACCUCAGCCGAAUCCUCGGCGAGGGCCUGCUCGUGGCUGAAGGCGAGGCUCACCGUCGUCAGCGGCGUGUCAUGAAUCCCGCGUUCGGACCUGCGCAGAUUCGUGACCUCACCGUCAUCUUUCUUGAAAAGGCAACGCAACUGAGGGAUGCGUGGCUGACCGAGGUGCAAAGCGCCAGCAGCGAAAAGCCUGUGAGGCUAGAUGCCCUCUCAUGGCUCAACCGAGCGACGUUGGACAUCAUCGGGCUCGCGGGAUUCAAUUACCAGUUCAACUCCCUUGACGGCGGGAAAACCAACGAGCUCAACCAGGCAAUGACCACCAUGCUCAAGGCGACGGGUGGCACACGACUCUGGACGAUCCUUCAAGCUCGCAUUCCACCUCUGCGCUGGGUGGUCGGUCAUCGUACAGCACGGGAUCGACACGUGGAAUUUUCCCAGAAUACGAUGAAGCGCAUUGGCUAUGGUCUCAUAUCCGAAAGGAAAGCAGCACUUCGCGCCGAGAAGCAAGGUGCAUAUAUUGAGAAAAGCGACGUGCAAGGACGGGAUCUGCUUAGCCUCCUCGUCAAGGCCAAUAUGGCGGUCGACGUACCGGAAGAUCAGCGCCUUAGCGACCAUGAAAUCCUCUCCCAAAUACCAACUUUCAUGGUCGCCGGCCACGAAACGACGUCCACCGGCACGUCUUGGGUGCUUUUCUCGCUGACCCAGGCCCAGAAUGUGCAACAGAAGCUACGUGAGGAGCUUCUCUCUGUUCCUACGGACACACCCUCUAUGGACGAGCUGGACGUUCUACCAUAUCUGGAUGCCGUGAUACGAGAGGCCAUGCGCAUACACGCGCCUGUGGGGGUGACAACGAGGGUAGCGAUGAAAGACGAUGUGAUUCCGGUAAAGGAGCCUUAUGUGGACAAGUAUGGAAAUAUGCAUUGCGAAAUUCGAGUCAACAGGGGUGAUUUCAUCCAUAUUCCUAUCGCAGGUAUCAAUCACGCCAGCCAUAUAUGGGGCAAUGAUGCCCAUGAAUUCAAACCGGAGCGAUGGUUGGAGCCAGGAACGAUGCCAGAAGCCUUUUCACAUAAUCCUGGUGUGUGGGGACACAUGCUCACCUUCCUUGGUGGUCCGCGAGCCUGCAUCGGAUAUCGUUUCUCUCUUGUUGAGAUGAAAGCAAUUCUGUUCGUUCUCGUUCGCGCAUUCGAGUUCACACUCGCUGUGCCCGCAAAGGAAAUCUCGAAGAAGUCUGCUGUGGUAACACGACCGACAGUCAAAGGCGAACCUGAGAACGGCAACCAGCUCCCUGUGUUCAUCAAGCCUUACGCUCCCGACACUAGGGUGUGA